AUCCUGUUUGUGGGAAACCCAGAUGACUUGCUUUCCUUACUCCUGGGUCAGAAGCCUAUUUGGAAUCUGUGUAAUUGGCUUUACGAAUCAGGAAGAAAUUGCUGGAGCCUCUCAUACCAGUGGCUGCUGAGGUAGAAGACUCUGGAAAAAGAAAAAACAAAACUUUUGAGGGGCCCAGGCUAUGCCUGAAGGAUUUCCAAGAUGACCAAGAUACCAGCCACCAAGAAGAUGCAGAGUGCCCCCAACACAGGGGCCCUCUGGCCCUUUUAUGCCUCAGAACAUCUAACACAGGUGCCAGACAAGCCAAUGAGGAGCAUCAAGUAUAUGGACAAGGAAAUAAUAAACCUCAAAAAAGACCUUGCACGAAGCCGCAUGCUGAUCCAGUCCACGAAGAUAGGCCGCGGCUACUUCAGCAUGCUGCGAGAAGAGAGCGCCUUGAAAAAGAAGCAACAGCAACUUCAGAAACUCAAAGAGGAAGAAAGACACAAAUUCCAGCCAGCCAAAAAGAUGUCAGACAUCCAUUACAGCGAAAUUCUUCUGACCACAUACGAUGACGAGAAGGUUAAGAAGACGGGCGCUGGAUUCAUUCGCCCCUUCAUCCCCGUGCACAGCUGUAUCAUCCUGCCCUCGCUGCCCGAGGCUCACGUGGAGCCCCUCUUCCGCCAGCUCUGUGCCCUCCACUGGCUUCUGGAGGCCUUGACUAUCGACCACACCCACCACACCAUGAAGCCUGUGAUCACCUGCUGGAAUCCAAAGGACCCGGGUGGAAGCAAGAGCACAAUAAAAAAAAUCAAUAAGGACAAGUCCAUGGGACAGAGGUGGGAGCACUUCGUCACGGCGCCUAAGACCAAGAAAUUCAAAAUUCCUGUACUCCGCGUCACCAGCCGCAAACCAAGCCGGCGAGCCUCCACACUCAGUCUGUCUCGGACCAGUGGGGGAUCAUCCCCCCAGAGCAGCAUGGUCUCCAUGAACCCCGGCUCAGAUGAGCCCCCGAGUGUGAUCACCCAGGCGACAGGCAGCAAGGACAUUGAGGACAAUGAAUCCUCUUCAACCAAGCCUGAUGAAGAACCCCUCCAUGUCAAUUUGCAGAAGCUGCUGGAAAUGGUUCGGGAAGAUGCCCGAAGGACAAUCAUGUUGGAAAAUGGGAUGCAAAGAAAAGCACCCAGUAUCUUGUCUAUGCUCAAACAAAACAAGAGUGAUUUGGCCUAUAAAGACAUGCAGACCACCCGCAAGUCAAGUGACAGAUCCAGCAGUACAAGUGGAGAAAGCCACACCCAAGUCAUCCAGAAGAAGUCUAAAAGCCGCACCAACCGUGACAUCAUCCAAUGCAAGACUGGCGUGUGCAGCUCCAUGAGGGCCAAGUUCUACAGCGUGGCCCAAGAGGCUGGUUUCUGUCUUCAAGACAAGAUGGAAAUCCUUAUGAAGCGCCAAGAAGAGAGAGGUCUCCAGAAGUUCCAUUCUUUCGUCAUUGUCUCAAAUUUUAAAAAGGAUAUAGCAAAAAUGAGGCAUCAAGUCUCCAUGGCAAAAGGAGAUGCAGAAGAAAUUGCAGACCAUUGGUACUUUGACCUGCUGUCCAAACUCCCUGAGGAUCUGAAGAAUUUCCGCCCCGCCAAAAAGAUCCUGGCGAAACUCCAGAAGUUUGGGGAAAACCUGGACCUCAGGAUCCGGCCCCAUGUCCUCCUGAAGGUGCUGCAGGACCUGAGAAUCUGGGAGCUGUGCUCUCCGGACAUUGCUGUGGCUAUCGAGGUAAUCACUGUGUUCUGUCCGCUCCUUGCUAUGCCUCCCGUGCCCUUAUUCGGGCAUCUCUCAAUGUCCAGGCACUGGUUAAGCACUGCAGACCCAACUGAAAAGACAUAAGGUCUCUGCCUUCACGGAGCUCAUCAUCUAACAGGCGAGGGAUUACCAUAUGACCUUGGUGGUUCAACUCCAGGGGAAAUUAUAUUCAGGUAAACGGUGCCCCCAGGGGAAACCUGGAAGCUUUAGAGAGACAUAAAUAAAUGCGCAAGUGAAUAAAAUAACUUAACAAUCAUAAUAAGGAGCUCUCUAAAUGUGGCCCAUGGGCCAGCAAGCAUAGACCUCACCUGGGUGCUUGUUAGAAAUGUGGAAUCUCGGGCUUCAAACCAUUAUCUACGGGACUCAGAAUCUACAUUUAAAUGAGAUCCCAGGUGAUUUGUAUGCACAAUACAGUUUAAGGAGCACUGAUUUAGGGUAAACAUAGAGGGAACCUAUCUUAACUAGGGCGACUGGGAACCUUAACUAAGGUGACUUUUUUGAGCUGAAACAGAACUUGACUUGUGGGAGGGACUCAUUGGCAGUCAAUGGGUUGAGAAGGAAGCAAGCAAGGAGGGGCGAGGUUGCCAGGGGACUGGAGAGGUCAGUCUGUGCAGACUUUUGGAAAGUCAGGUUAAGGAUUUAGAUCCUUCUCUCAAGGCUGCAGGAAAGCCUCUGAAUGGUUUUUAAUGGUAACUUAUCAUCACCACCCACCCUAGACAUUCUUAGGGUAUCAGCAGAUGACGGAGAGUCUGAGAGUCACUUCCUUAAUUUCAUCAGAUGGCCUAAGUACAUUUUUUUUUUUAAGUGGGCUCCAUGCCCAGCGUGAUGCCCAACACAGGGCUUGAACUUAUGAGCAUGAGAUUGAGACCCAAGCUGAGAUCAAGAGUCAGAAGCUUAACUGAUGAAGCCACCGAGGUGCCCCAGAUGGUCUAUGUACAUUUUAAUAGGGCUUUCAAUGUCUCAAGAUAAAAACGGGACUCAAACGGUGGAGUUCUCAGUCCUCUGGGUGUUUUCCUGCUGAGCUGGCCCUCUCACAGGCUGACCUGGGAGUGUAUACGUGGUGUAAGGUCAGGAGUGGGGGAAGGGGGUGACCCUGUGGACAAAUUCAUAGGUCCAGACUGCACCCCCCACAUCCUGUGAGGCUCCUUAAGGAAAGACUGGGAAGCCAGUCCAAAACUCACUCAAGGGCAACUCUCCACUCCCCACUUGCCAGUUAUGGGGUCCACCAUCCACCUGCCAAUUAUGGGGUUGUAGAAGAGGCAAUCUCCAACUGGGUUACGUGUUAGAAACGUGGAAUCUCGGGCUUCAAAUCAUUAUCUACUGACUCAGAAUCUACAUUUAAAUGAGGUCCCAGGUGAUUUGUAUGCACAAUACAGUUUAAGGAGCACUGAUUUAAGGUAAACAUAGAGGGAACCUAUCUUAACUAGGGCGACUGGGAACCUUAACUAAGGUGACUUUUUUGAGCUGAAACAGAACUUGGGGUGGGUGUAUGCAGGCUCAGAGGUGAGUUCGCCACCCUGGCUAGUAAAACUCAGCAUGCUCUUCUCCCAGUGAGAACAUCACGGAAUGUCUGAUACCCGGGACAUGGGAGUCUUUUAAUCUAGAACUUGUAUGAAACCACAUUUUGUGUCCUAAAAGCCUUUUUCGGAAGUGAGCUCUUAGUAACCAUCAAUUCUCAAAGAGGUCUACAAACAAACAAACAAACAAAACUGUUUAAGGACAACUGACUUUUAAAGAUAUUAAGGAUUAGGACAGAAAGAAAAAAAGAAAAAUGCAGAGAGCUGGGGUUUUCCUGCCCCCCCCCCAAUUUCUCUGGGUCAGCAGUAACAAAAAGGGGCUUACAAUUAGUCUGCUGAACCAGGA
Mustela lutreola (European mink) is the source of this 3636-nucleotide messenger RNA. It is a transcript of the gene CCDC60, whose product is annotated as coiled-coil domain containing 60. The record is from RefSeq and is a predicted model, not a curated record. Bases 202 to 1857 code for a protein of 551 amino acids. Lineage: Eukaryota; Metazoa; Chordata; Mammalia; Carnivora; Mustelidae. The transcript has 13 exons.